AUGGCAUCUGCACCUUCAGGACCACAGCUCGGCGGUGACAACAACACUAGUAGCAGCAGUAGCAGCCAUCACCCCACUGCAUCGACUUCUUACCCGAGCACGUCAUGUUCCUCCUACUCGACCCUCGUACAAUACCUUUGGCAGGCUCCUUUCUUCUUCAACUAUCGGUUCGAUGACCAUGCAUGCAAAGCGAUUCUUAGCUACUGCUACGAGUCAUUGUGGCAACAAAACCCGGCACUCAUGGAACAGUACUUUUAUUCGAGUCCUCAAGAAUUGCAACAAGCCAUUGAAAAACAACUAAAGUAUCGAAGCAGCAGCAGUAGCAACCAAGAGCAUGAUAUGGACACUACUACUACUACCACCACCACCCAUUCAUCCGGCACUCUCCAAGUAUGGCAUAGCAAUGCAAUUGUUCCACCAAUCGAUUCAUCCAGUGAACGUGGGAGGCAAUGUGGACACGUAUUUCGAAAAGGAGAACCGGUAACUUGUGGAUUGGAUGACACGUGUGUAUUUUGUUCGCGGUGUUUUCAUGCAACGCAACAUGACGGGCAUGAUGUCUUAUUCUCGGUGAGCCCUGGAUCAGGUGGUUGUUGCGAUUGUGGUGAUCCCGAAGCCUGGAAGGUCCCAUUGAAUUGUAAAAUUCAUACCGACACGUCAAUGGGUGAUGGUAGCAUGGAUGAUCAAGAGGAUGUCAUGAAUCAGGUACCAGCCAAAAUCAUCGAGAGUAUUCGAACUACCAUUGCUGCGACAUUGGACUUCGUCUUGGAUACCUUGACACUUGCACCUGAAGAUAUUGCACUACCCAACAAUACGAGCAGCAGCAGCAGUAGCACGAGAACCGACAGCCGAGAUGCGAAUGAUUCUCAGGAUGAGGACAAGGAUGUGGACAUGGAUAAGGAAAACAAUGAAUUCAUAUUCUUGGAUGGACCCCGUUCUUCUAUGGAACAAUCAACAUCAACAACGUCCCAAGAUGGCAAUGAGGAAGAAUACGUAUGCUUGGCUUGGAAUGACGAGGGACAUGCAUUUUCUCAUGUGUUGGAGUGCUUAAUGUCGGCCACUGGGUGUGAAUGGGAACGCGCCAAGGAGAUGGUAGAUGCGAUUCAUAAUCAUGGUCGUGAAGUGAUUGCAGUUUCCAAAAGUGUCGAUCAGCUUAAGAAGAUAGCAGCACCUCUUGCAGCCAUCAAUCUUGGUGUCACCAUUCGAUCCACGCGCGAUGUUUAUCGAGAAAAAGUGUGCAAUCUUUUGAUCUUUUGGCUCAAAGAACUCGUCCAUGGUGAUACUCGCUUUUUCAACAAUGUACCAGGAGGUGAUGCCAUCAUACGAACCAUUGUUGCUGAAGAAUUAUGCGCUGAGUGGGAGAUAAGGAAUUCCGUUUCGACAACAUCAAAGCAAUCUGUUCACCCCGGCGAUGAUGACGAUGAUGAUGAAAAUAUCAUGAAAGAUGACUCGGCAAUGUUGACAACAGAAAAGGGGAUAUCAGAGGACACUGAAAUGUACGAAUCCACCAAUACAACAUACGCGCCCAGCACACAUCCAGCAUCCACAGCAGAUAGUCAAUAUGAUGCCGCCAAUAUCGAUUGGAAUCCAGCUUCCAUGAUCCAAGAGUUUCAUCAAUUACGCAGCGAGGAAAAUCAGUCUUGGGAGAAUACCAUAGCCAAUGUCAGCUUAAAAGGCAAGCAGCCUGAUACCCUUAUGGAUCCCAGCAAACGGUUGGAUCGCGAGACGACCAUGGCAUUGGCGAGCCAAAUACAACUCGAAUUCAAAAAGAAGCUUCGGCUCGACUAUUUCAUGCUUUACGAUCUCAAGCUAUGGAAGGAAAUGAGGAUAGCUUUACGAGAGCUCUAUAUCGCAUCCCUUGCACCGAGUCGAACCUUCAAAAAGACAUUAGGAAAACGGCUUGCAAGGAAUUAUGCACGACUUGCAGAAUCAUUCUUAUUGAAGGAUCGUGAGCCUGAGAUAUCCAUCAUACUUUUCUCGGUGCAAUUAUUGACAGUGCCAUCCGUUGCCGAUCUAUUGGUGAAUCAAUACGAGUUCUUUGGUCUUGUUUGUUCAGCUCUUACAGCAUUCUUUUUGACCGAUCACCUUUAUCUUCUUUUGCCAUCGGAGCGAGCAGAAUCACCUUCACGUAUCAAUUGUGAAUCUCGCGCUUUUCGAACACGUCGCUAUUUUAAUGCGUUCCACGACCUGCGCUAUAUCAUGAAUGUGGAUAUGAUCAAGCCUGUAUUGGUACAAGACCCUCUUUAUUUGCGACAAUUCCUCGAUUUGAUCAGCAUGUUUCAAUCCAUGAAUGCACAACUAUGUCAAAAGGAUACGCACGUCGAAUACGAAUCCGAGAUAUGGGUCAACGCCUUCAAUGUGACUCUACAAAUCGCCAAAUGCUGUCGCCAAUUUUCCGAAUGCUUUGCCAAACUUCCCAAGAGCACCGAUGCUGAUCAAUUGGCUAUGGCACGUGUGCUGAUUCGAUGCAUUACCAGUGUCCUGAAAAAGAUCCAAGAUUGGGAUACAUCACCAGAUGAUAUGCGCCAAGUCCCUGAAGACAACUCACAAUCACGUCAACCUCGACCCACCACACAACAACCUGGUGUUGCAGGUGCAAGCUCACAAGUCUUUCAUACGAUCCAUCCUCCAUAUAUUGAACAGCCACUGGAGAUCGUCGAAUAUGAUAUUCUAUCACAGCCUGUUUCAUUCCAUCAUCCUCUCCAUUGGUUGCUUGCAUGCUUCCUCGAACACGCCUUUGUGUUGAAUGACCAAACAAUCGAGAUGGCUGGCUACCCUGGUCGAUUCGCCCAAGUCAUUACUCUCUUUAAGAAUUCUACGGAUGACCAAGUGGUGACGCCUGAUACUUUAUUACCCAUUCUUGAAUAUCCGCUACGAACAAUCGCCUUUUCGGCACAAAUCAGAGCAGGUGUUUGGGUGAGGAAUGGAUAUGGUAUCCGAAAUCAGGCACAUCAUUAUCGUGAUAUAUCUUUACGAGAGAAUACCUAUGAUGCCGAUGUCUUUUUGCUGCAAGUUGGUUUUGCCACGAUUGAUGCCGACAAGCUCUUGGUGACAUUGAUGGAUCGAUUUGGAUUAUACAACUGGUUUAAUGGAGAGCGUAGCCAUCCUCACUAUGAUACCACACAAACGACUUUUAUGGUGGAAGAGCUUUUGAACCUUUUGAUCGUUUGUGCGAGUGAACAAGCCAAUGUUACUGGUAUGACAGUGGAGCAUCGAAUCCGGCGAGAGAUUAUCCACAACCUAUGCCUUGGCCCUGUUACAUUUUCAGAGUUGAUCAGGAGGAUACCUGAACGCUUGCAUGAACAUGCUGCUUUUGAUCACGUGCUUUCUCAAGUGGGUGACUAUAAAGCACCCAUUGGUAUCAACGAUGCUGGAUCUUAUCGAUUGAAGGAUGAAUGCUAUAAUGAAGUCGACCCAUAUUUCUACCAUUACAGCCGCAACAAUCGUGAGGAAGCUGUAGCCAUUCUCAAGGAACGUUGGAACAAACAACACGAUGGCAACAAGUUCUUUGUCACACCACGGUUGCCACAGCUACAAAAUGGUCCCUUUUCCUUCUUGGGCGAUUUUCUGCAAUCGAAGGUGUUCACACAGAUGAUGGCAUACACGCUUUGGAACAUUCGUUUGGGAGGCAGCCAUAAAAGUGACACCAACUUGGAUCAAGCAUUGUAUUUGAUUAUGCUCGCUCUCACGGAUAGCAAUCAUCGACAACCCACCAACAGCACGAAUGAACGUGGAGGCUUUUAUGAGUUUGUGUGUGCACACUACUUCCCAUUUUCCGACGAAGAUCAAUCGGAAGAGCUUUCUUUGCUUGAUAUUCUUUUCCAGUUGCGGGACGACGAAGAGAAUUACAAGGAGAUUCAUGCACAAUUGGAUUGGAUAUUUGAUCGACUCGAAGAGUAUGGUCCUGGUCGUACACGACGUGCAACACACACUUGGAGAAAUGGACGUAUGAAAGUAUCAGAGACCAAGAAUGAGAAUGGUGAUGCUGCAUCUGAAUACCAAAAGAAAAAGCAGGCAGCACUCGAACGGCAAAAGAAGAUUAUGGCGCAAUUCGCGCAAGCACAGAGUCAAUUCAUGGAACAAAAUGAAGGAUUAUAUGACGAAGAUGAAGAUGACGAGAUAUUGAAUGGCGCCAAUGAUGCUUCACAGCACCCUGUUGAUGAUGGAACGAUUACAAGAUUAUGUGCCUAUCCAACAGGAACAUGUAUCGUAUGUCAAGAGGACGUUGAUGAGAAAUCAGAAUCUUAUGGCAUGCUUGGUUUAAUUCAAACAUCCGACAUUUUACGCCAAUCGCCAUCACUACACGAUGCUGCUGUGCUAUCGCAUAUCUGUUCCAUGCAAGGAAGCUUGGAUGUUGAAUGGCCCGAUGAACAAGCUCUUCCCGACGACUUUGAUCAUAUCCCAGGGAAGCCCGCUCAAUUGCACAAGACCGGUUUAUACGCAUCAACUUGUGGACAUCUUAUGCACAUUCAAUGCUUUGAAGUGUAUUGUACAUCCAUCGAUUCACGCCACUCAUCCCAACUCACGAGAAAUCAACCCGAGAAUCGAACACGCAAUGAAUUCAUGUGUCCUUUGUGCAAGUCGCUUGGCAACAUUCUUCUCCCCAUUUAUUGGAAAGGCCGAAAGGAGGAAUUCCCAGGAGUGAUACAGCAACAUGAUGACAACGAUUAUUCAUCAUUCUUGCAGUCUCAAGUACAAUCGGGUGCGGAUCGUAUCAAGCAGGCAGUGAUUAAUCGAGCACAACGACGACGUACUAGUGGAGGAAGCAAAUUGAAGGAAGCUCUCAAUACCUACGUUGUUCCCUAUCUUCGAACCGUACAAGGUGAAAGCUCUUCUGAUGACUGGUUGGGUUUUCGUGGACCUAUCUUUAGCAGUGAUUCGGCCACUGGAGGAGGACAACAAGAUGCCACAGCUGCUGCCAUGGAUACAACAUCCUUCACUGAAACUCGCUGGAACGUAUUUGAUCGAGACUUGUUGCAUGGCACCACCUUUGACAACUAUGCAACAAUCUCACAAAUGUACACACGACUAUUUGAUGUCUUAUCGAUCAUUUAUCGAGGAUUGUGCAACGAUGAGACGAUGCAGGAGAUGUCUUCCAAUGUCAAGAGCAUUGAUUUAUUAUGGGGUUUGGUUGGCUACACUAUCACCAGCGUAGAGAUUGCAGCACGUGGAUCCAAACGACCCGAAGCUUUACAACCUGAUGACACAGACACCUUGUUUGAUCAAAUACCCGCUCAAACACGAAUGCUACUACGAAUUCUUUGUGAUAGCGUUUUGGGCUAUACGCAUGUGAUGUGCCAGCAGAAUGCAUCCUCAUCAACGACGGGUCCUACUCCCAACCAGGUCAACUCACGUGUUCACUUGUAUGCAUUGUCACGACUUCGGCAAAUAUUCCCUGAUGUGCGCCUUGAUGAUCUUGUUGAAAUGCAUGGGCUUAGCUAUGACAGGAUGCUCUUAUGCGACAACCCACCUUUGCUGCAGGAUGAUCCAUUCAUGAUUUUAUCCGAACUCACAUUUCACGGCAUUCGCUUCACAAAGAUGAACACACACGCUAUGAUCAGAGUGCUUUUAUUGGCUGAAAUCACAAAGACGGUGGUGGCCAUUGUUCAAGACCAGCUCAAGACAAUGAAUGAGGAUGAUGAGGCCACAACGACAACCAUGACGGAUAGCGACGAGACACCACCCUCUCCAAACGUCAGGCAUUUUUGCAUGUUUGUAAUGCAGCAUUUGAAUUUCUCAGAGACUGAAGCCAACCACGUGUUCGAUAUGGUGGGCGCUUCCAAAUUCCAAGCAUUGAUCCAGUCAUUCGCACUUCCCUUUUUACGACGCACGCUCAUUUUGAUGAUUGUACGACAUGGUUACAUUGUGAAUGGACGACCUCCUAUGGAAGACGCCAAUACCAAUGAAUUCGAUCGAUUAUUGAAUUUGUUAUGCCUCCCAAGCCUUGAUGAAUUGAUUCAAUUGGAUCUAGAUAGCCAGCUGGUGGCUGCAUGGUGCGAGCAACAUGUAUCAGAAUCAAGCAGAGAAUUGCAAUUGCAUCAAGAAACAAUGACGACGAUGGAUACCAGUGCUGCUGCACGACUCGUUGACAUUGCUUUGGAUACACCCACACCACUCUAUUUACUCCCUCUCCCGCGCCGAUUUGAACAAUUGAUUGACGAGAGCAUGCGAAGGAUAUGCGCAAAAUGUGGCACCAUUCCAACCGACCCUUCUAUUUGCUUAUUGUGUGGCACAUUUGUUUGCACGCAAAGCUUUUGCUGUGCUGAUGGCGAGUAUGGUGAAUGCAAUUUGCAUAGCUUCGAAUGUGGUGGUGAGAUUGGUAUCUUCUUAUCGGUCAAACGCUGUGUGCUUAUUCUUUUGCAUAAUGACAACGGCUGGUUCAUGAAUGCACCCUAUCUGGAUUCCCAUGGCGAGGUCGAUCUCGGUUUACGGCGUGGUAAACCUCAGUACCUUAGUCUCAAGCGGUAUGCCGAACUUCGCAAGUUGUGGCUCCAACACAAUAUCCCUGUAUACGUUGCAAGGCAAAUCGAAGCCAACUUUGAUGUAGGCGGAUGGACAACUUUGUAA
Messenger RNA from Lichtheimia ornata, 6564 nucleotides. RefSeq lists its product as uncharacterized. Gene Ontology annotation, cellular component: ubiquitin ligase complex; cytoplasm. Gene Ontology annotation, biological process: protein ubiquitination; ubiquitin-dependent protein catabolic process via the N-end rule pathway. Gene Ontology annotation, molecular function: zinc ion binding; ubiquitin protein ligase activity. The coding region runs from base 1 to 6564 and encodes 2187 amino acids. The transcript is spliced from 7 exons. The record is from RefSeq and is a predicted model, not a curated record. NCBI's taxonomy places the organism in Eukaryota, Fungi, Mucoromycota, Mucoromycetes, Mucorales, Lichtheimiaceae.